AUGCCCCCAACCUACGACGCCCACCAAGAAUGGCUCGGCGGCGUCAUCGCCCACGUCGACAGCAAGACCGAGCAGGAACUGCACCCUGUACUCAAGGAGUUCCAACAUCUUAUUGAAACAAACACUCGCGUUUACAUGCUCGUCUCGGCCAUGUUCGCGGAGAUCCCCAAGAGCCAGCACUUCCAGACUGACCCCACGGGCUCCUCGGAGAUCCGUGAUUACCACCACAUGCUGCGCGUCCUGAAUUAUAUGCUCACCACCGCACCCUCGUGGAAUGAUUUCUCGCUGCGCGUUGGCCUCGUUGGAUUACCGAUUAAUGCUGUCUUUGACUGGUCCAUGGGUACGCCGAGCGGAUACGCCGCGUACCUCGACCCGGACAUCAACGCGAUGCUCAAGAAAGUCCUCAAUGCGUGGGGCGAAUUCCUCACAUCACCCGAGUCCGCCAAAGUCCUCGAUGACUCGAAGUAUGGCUGGUUCGGGGAAACAGGCAAGAACAAUCUAAUGCAUGUCGCCAACAUCCCGCACGGGACAUCCCAUUCCUUUGACGAGCUCUUCGUCUGCGAUCCCUCGGCAAAGUACCACGGGUACAAAUCCUGGGACGAUUUCUUUACUCGCGUCUUUCGACCCGGUAUUCGACCGGUCGCAUCGCCGAACGACGACAAUGUCAUCACCAACGCGUGCGAGUCGCAGCCGUACAAGGUUGCGCGGGGCGUCAAGGCCAAGGAUAAGUUCUGGGUCAAGUCGCAGCCGUAUUCGGUGUAUGAUAUGCUGUCGCAUGAUGAGUUGGCGGAGCGGUUCGUCGGCGGGACGGUCUAUCAGGCCUUUCUUAGUGCGCUGAGCUAUCACCGCUGGCAUGCGCCUGUGAGCGGGAAGAUUGUCAAGGCGUACGUCGUCGACGGGACGUACUAUUCCGAACCGCUUUUCGAGGGACUCUGGGGGUCUGAUAAGGAUGCGAUCAAGGAAAAUAGUAUCGAUCCCGAUGGCGAGGUCAUGACGCAGGAGUAUCUGACCUGCGUCGCGACGAGAGCGGUUAUUUUCAUCGAGUCGGAUAAUCCGGCCAUCGGACUGAUGGCGUUUUUGGGUGUGGGAAUGUGCGAGGUGUCAACCUGCGAUAUUACAGUCCAGGAGGGCCAGCGUGUGAGCAAGGGCGAUCAACUGGGCAUGUUCCAUUUCGGUGGUUCGACGCAUUGUCUUCUUUUCCGGAAGGGCGUCCAGGUAGAUGGGUUUCCUUCGCCAGAUCUUCAGCACAAUGUCGCUGUUAAUAGCCAGAUAGCCGUCGUCAAAGUGUAG
Aspergillus calidoustus is the source of this 1290-nucleotide messenger RNA. The record is from the annotation of a GenBank genome assembly. NCBI's taxonomy places the organism in Eukaryota, Fungi, Ascomycota, Eurotiomycetes, Eurotiales, Aspergillaceae.